GGAAGAGGAAAGGCACCCACUCGGUAUAGAUACUUUUGCUGGACCGUUGAAGCAAGAAAACAAAUUUCGCAAUUGCAGUCGUGGUUCUUCACUUCUGCAUGAUAAAACUAAAAGGAAAUGAAUCGACAGCACUUUUAAAGAAAAAUAGUAAAAAAUCUUACGCAGGCGAGUACUCAAGCCUUCCCGACAACGUGGUCUCUCCGGUGAGAGGAGUAGACAAAAACGCAGCCGGGCCUCUAGCAUCUGAUCCAGGGAACAUAAAUCCCACGACACCACCUAAAAAGCCACCGUCCUACUUUGACAAAAACAAGCUCGUGGGGCACAUUCCGGUGAAAAAAGAUAUGGCGUUCUCAAACGUUACAUUCUCAACUGUUACAUGAAUUUGUGAUGCAAGAAUGGGAAAAGCAAAAGAAGGGAGCUUGCGCCUCUCGCAUUACAAAUUUGGCACAGAUUUUAGUGCUGUUUAGCCCUUCAAAAAUUUAUCAUGCGAAGUAGCUUCAUCGUAUGGAUCCUGAUGUGCAUUUUGCAUGACAAAUCAUGUAACAGUUGAGAAUGUAACGUUUGAGAGCUCCAUAAAAGAGAAACGCGAGGAGUUCCGGGAUUUCAACCUGAAAGUGCACGACAUAGAAAAGGCGAAGUCGUCGCAGUUCGCCGGCGCCGGG
Amoebophrya sp. A120 is the source of this 662-nucleotide messenger RNA. NCBI's taxonomy places the organism in Eukaryota, Dinophyceae, Syndiniales, Amoebophryaceae. The record is from the annotation of a GenBank genome assembly.